Messenger RNA from Seriola dumerili (greater amberjack), 1880 nucleotides. It is a transcript of the gene ikzf4, whose product is annotated as zinc finger protein Eos-like. The coding region runs from base 118 to 1830 and encodes 570 amino acids. Gene Ontology annotation, molecular function: DNA-binding transcription factor activity; RNA polymerase II cis-regulatory region sequence-specific DNA binding. NCBI's taxonomy places the organism in Eukaryota, Metazoa, Chordata, Actinopteri, Carangiformes, Carangidae. The record is from RefSeq and is a predicted model, not a curated record. Gene Ontology annotation, biological process: regulation of transcription by RNA polymerase II. The transcript is spliced from 8 exons.
UCGUCGCCUGGGAAAACAAACAGCUAUCCAGACAAUUAAAAAGGAAAACACCGAUCGGUCGCCAGGUAAGGAAGAGGCUUGUGGACUUCACCGCGGCACUCGGAAUCUGGUGAAAGAAUGAAUGCUGAUGACUGCAAUGGGCGCUCAUACGCACAAGGUAAUGGAGGAGAGUCAUCAACGGAGCAGGAUUUUUAUGGCACGCUGCAGGGCCCUACAGCAAGAUCUCCAAACAGUCAGCAGUCCUCACCACACCGCUCCCUUAGUGCAAACUCCAUCAAGGUUGAGCUGUGCAGUGAUGAUGAGUCACCAGGUGCUCCACAGCCAGAGAACAGAGAGGCUGUGAGGGACGAUAGCAGGAGGGAUGACAGAGGGGAACCCAUGGAAGAAGGGAACGCAGAGUUCGCUGGAGCUGGAAGAGAUAGAGGGAGCAUUUACAGUGAGAUGGCCAGUCCAAACUCUGCUUCACCAGGACCUAUCCGCCUCCCUAAUGGGAAGCUCCAGUGUGAGGUUUGUGGAAUGAUCUGCAUUGGGCCCAACGUGCUGAUGGUGCACAAGCGUAGCCACACAGGUGAGCGGCCGUUCCAGUGUAACCAGUGUGGGGCUUCCUUCACCCAGAAGGGGAACUUGCUGCGUCACAUCAAGUUGCAUUCGGGAGAGAAACCUUUCAAAUGUCCCACUUGCAACUACGCCUGUCGCCGGAGAGAUGCCCUGGCUGGACAUCUGCGCACACAUACAGUCUCUUCUCCAACGGUGGGCAAACCUUUUAAGUGCAGCUACUGCAGUCGCAGCUACAAACAACAGAGCACACUGGAGGAACAUCUAGAGCGCUGCCAUAGUUAUCUGAAGAGCCUGGACCACCAGACAGCAGUCAACACACAGACAGCACAGGGUGAAGAGUCAGUAAAUAUGGAGAUAAUUACUAAACCCGAACUCCAGCCAUCCAAUGAAAAAAUCCAGUUUGCGGAUAGACUGGCUAUUAGUAUCACCAAACGCAAGAGGACAACACCACAGAAGUUUUUAGGUGAAAAGCACAUGCACCUUGACCUACCUGAAGCACCUUAUGAAUUGUCUUCUGGCUCUGAGAAGGAGGGGGACCUCAUGAGCUCUCAGCCUUCUGGGGACCCCACUGGGCUGGCUGGUUCACGGCUCCACGGUGCUAGGGGUAAAAAUGAGAACCAUGAAUCGUCUACACUGUCUCAGCUUCAUCCUGCCUUCCUAUCAGUUAUGAGCUCCAUCAACAGCAACGUGACUCCUCAGGGCCCCCGAGCCCAUGGGGGAGGUGGGCUGGCGGCGAUGUCUCUUGGGCUGGCUGGGAGGGAGGCGGGCGAGGGCCGUGUUGACCAACCCUCAGCCCAUAGCCAUACCACCUCGCCCAAUGGCUGUCCCGACUCUACAGACACAGAGAGCACAGCAGAGGAGCAGAGCACAAGGGCUACAGCCCCAACAAGUACCUCCAACAAUCAUCACCUCCACUACCAAACCCCAGCACUGCCCCGCAGCCAUCCCACUUCCAGCCCCAGCCAGGCCAAAGACUUGGACCCAGAGUGGGAGAGAGCGUGUCCUGUGCCCCCCACCACAGUAAAGAGAAGCUCUAGCUCACCCAUUUCUUCCAGGGAGACCGUGCAGGUAUUAGACAGGGAUGGCAGGUCUGUGCGCUCCUUCUACUGCCGGCACUGCCGCAUCAUAUUCCUGGACCAUGUCAUGUUCACCAUCCACAUGGGCUGUCACGGCUUCCGCCAAUCGUUCGAGUGCAACAUCUGUGGCCACCUCAGCCAGGACCGCUACGAGUUCUCGUCUCACAUCAGCCGUGGAGAGCACCAGGUGGGCUGAGGAGAGGGUCUCGUGGCUGGAUGAGGAUAGGAGGUGACUGCUGCUCUCUA